AUCCCCAGCAGAAGGGCUAGAAGAAGCCUGAUUCCUCCCUCCUUCCCUCCCAGCUUCGCUUGGCAAUGGCAGGCAGAAAUCCCACGCUCAGUCAGGAAGCUGGGGAUUCGGUACCGGGGACCCCUGAGACUGGCGAUAACCCCCAAGUGGGUCCCGAGAUCUUCUGCAAGCUGUGCCUUAGCGAGCAGCCAUCUGCUGCCACCAGGGAGCUACAGACAUGCGACUGCAUCUUCUGCACAGCAUGUCUACAGCAGUAUGUUCAGCUGGCCAUCAUCGAGGGUGGAGGGGCACCCAUCACCUGCCCAGAUAUGGCCUGCCAGAAGGCUGGAGUGCUACUGGACUCUGAGAUAGCCGGCUUGGCCCCAGCAAAUCAGGUGGAGCUAUAUCAGCGCCUGACGUUUGAGAGAGGAGUGAAGUUGGACCCCAGUAAAGCCUGGUGCCCUGUGGUCGAAUGUCAGGCGGUGUGCAGUGUGCAGCCGAGCACUGAGGGCCAGCCCUCCGCCGUGUCCUGCCAGACCUGUCACACCAUCUUCUGCUCCGGGUGCAGAGGGCCCUGGCAGGACGGCCAUACCUGCCCCGAGCGCCAGCCCAUGAUGUCACCCUCGCCCUCUCAUGAAAGCAGGGCCCACUCUGACAGCGACUCCGACAUGCCCAUCAAGCAGUGUCCUAUGUGUGGUAUCUACAUCGAGAGGAACCAGGGCUGUGCGCAGAUGCUGUGUAAAAGCUGCAAACACACCUUCUGCUGGUACUGUCUGCAGAAUCUGGAUGGUGAUAUCUUCCUGAGGCAUUACGAUAAGGGACCAUGCAGAAACAAGCUGGGCCACUCCAGGGCCUCUGUAAUGUGGAACAGAACGCAGGUGGUGGGUAUCCUGGUUGGAGUGAGCAUCAUAGUGCUGGUGACCUCUCCCCUCCUCCUGCUGGCCUCACCCUGCAUACUCUGCUGCGUCUGCAAGCCCUGCAGAGGAAAGAAGAAGAAGAAGAGGAAGAAGGACCUCAGUCAGUCAGACUCCACGUCAUAGCGGUCUCACGCUCAUCAGCCAAGCCCAGGAUCACUCCACCAGCUUUGCGUAGCUGGAGGACCAAGAAAACCAACAGCAUGCAAGUGCUGCUUGGUGGAAAAGGAUAAACUUAAGCAACAAUGGAGUACUUUUUCAUGACUGGACAGACUGUCAUUGGUUCAGCAAUGUCGUCGGUAUCAGAACUUACAGACUCACUGAGAGCUGCUCAGAAAUCUCUCUUGAAUUACAAGAGUGAGAACUAUAUAUGGAGGAAGUGUAAAUAUGUGGAGAAUGAAUGUAAGUCACGUACCUAGGUGUUUUCAUUUGCACAAUAGGUAACAAGAGGAAGGCGGUGGCUGUGAGGGUUUUCCUGGAUGCGGCCUUUUGUUAUCACCCAAAUCUCUCUUACACACACACACACACACACACACACACACACACACACACACACACACACACACACACACACACACACACACACACACACACACAUGCAGUUCAACGCCACCCUCAUGUGCCAAAUGUCAUGAUGCCAAACCAGAGGUGUCAGGUGCUCAAGUGCCUCACUCUACAGUGCCUGGUUCUUGGUUAUAUUUGUUUUGUCUUCCAUUCUAUCUUUAUCUUAUGCAAAGAUUUUAGCAUUAUGAAAAUGGGCAACUGUCAGGAUUACACAGGUUGUAAAUCCUCAAACAAUGCAAAACAUUCUUUCAUAAUGGGUAGAGGGCAAACGGCUUCAUGUGUGCACUGUACGGUGUAUUCCGUAUUGAUAUGAAACAUUAUAGGGCUUCAAUGGUGCACAGAGAACUUUGCUUCUGCAAAUGUUUUUUGUUUCCACCUGGAAUAUGUUUCCAGACCAAAGGCUCUAAAGAAUAAUGUGUACUUUUCUAAAGUGUGUUAAUAUGUUUUUAUGGGUCAUGUGUGUAUGGUACCCUGUUAUCAUUUCUACUUUUCUGUUGAUGCUUCUGCAUCUGAUAUUUUAUAAAGGCACCAUUGUAAUUGAAAGAAACAUACA
Scomber japonicus (chub mackerel) is the source of this 2010-nucleotide messenger RNA. RefSeq names its product ring finger protein 144B (gene rnf144b). Gene Ontology annotation, cellular component: mitochondrial membrane; cytoplasm; ubiquitin ligase complex. Lineage: Eukaryota; Metazoa; Chordata; Actinopteri; Scombriformes; Scombridae. The record is from RefSeq and is a predicted model, not a curated record. The transcript is spliced from 7 exons. Gene Ontology annotation, biological process: ubiquitin-dependent protein catabolic process; positive regulation of proteasomal ubiquitin-dependent protein catabolic process; protein polyubiquitination. Gene Ontology annotation, molecular function: zinc ion binding; ubiquitin conjugating enzyme binding; ubiquitin protein ligase activity. Bases 66 to 1019 code for a protein of 317 amino acids.